Lingula anatina is the source of this 1716-nucleotide messenger RNA. Its product is annotated as medium-chain acyl-CoA ligase ACSF2, mitochondrial-like. The record is from RefSeq and is a predicted model, not a curated record. Lineage: Eukaryota; Metazoa; Brachiopoda; Lingulata; Lingulida; Lingulidae.
AUGUGGAAGUCAAUCGUUGAAAACCCAGGCGAUGCCACGCCUCCAAACGAACCGUUAAAGAACAGUUACAUCCACGGGGCCAGCAGCGAGCCUCUAGUGGGACGCACGGUGUGGGAAUGCCUGCAGGAAGCGGCCAGGGAAAAGCCGGACAGGGUAGCCAUCAGGUUGCCGCAGUUUAGCCAAGAUCUCACCUAUAAAAUGAUAUGUGACAAGAGCACAGAACUCGCCAAAGGACUGCUGGCACUAGGGAUGAAGAAGGGAGAUUUUCUCACCAUUACAAGUGUUCCGGACGCUUCAUAUGUAUAUAUGGUAUAUGCUGCAGCACAAAUUGGCGUUGUCUUUAACGCGUUAAAGUCAAAAACACUGGUGAUUAUAGAAAAUGAGGCCGGAACAAAUGUCGCUGCUUUGAAGGAACUUAUACCAGACUUGGAGACAUUUGGCGGAAGAAACAUACAGUCUAAAAGCCUGUCCUUCGAAGAGGUCACAAAGCUUGGUAAAGAUAUUUUAGAGGACGUCAUCCAAGCAGCCAGAGACGCCUUUACUGGAGAUGAUCCUAUAAAUACGGGGCUGUCCUCGGGCAGCACCGGCGUUCCUAAAUGUUCCGUCAAUAGUCACUUUAAGGCGGUCAAUUUGCUCAAGUUUUCCUUACUACGGUAUGCUGACUAUAAGAAGCCGGUGGUAGUUGGAGUGGGUAAUCCCGUUGACGACGAACUGGUAGCAGAUUACGUCUACUGGGUCAGUGUGGAGUAUGAGAAAGACAUCCAGCUGGUCAUAUUACCGUCCACACUGUGGGACGCAGAAUUCCAGGGAGAGAACGAAGAUGAGGGGUACCACAUGGAGGAUUUGUACAAAUCUAUACACGAGUGCAGGAUCACCCACCUGGAGCUGUACCCGACAUUUCUGAUGAAGGGUCUGGAGCUUGAUGCCGAGAUUGUCCAGAAAUACGACACGUCUUCUGUGAAACGAGGUAUUCUCACGUCCACAGUUAUCACGGAGAAACUGAGAGAGCGGUGCUCAAAACUAAUCCCAGAAUUUGUGGUCGCACUCGGCACUACAGAAUACUGGAACAUCAGUAUCACCUAUCCACUAGAUGACGACUUUGACCGCCGGUACCGCGGUAUUGGCUUUCCACCGCCACACACUGAGGUGAAAAUAGUUGAUGCAAACAACAAGAUCGUUCCUCUAGGUGUGGAAGGGGAAAUAUGCGUGAGAGGGGUGUUCAUGUUCAGUACUUAUUACGGUUCUGAAGACUUGUACAGGAAAGUGGUGUCACCGUGUGGUUGGUACCAUACUGGAGACAUUGGUACGAUGAAUGAACACGGGUUUAUGUACUACAUUGGACGGAAAUUUCAUGUACUCCAUUUUUCUCGCUGGGGCGACAAGGUUUAUCCUGCUGCUAUAGAGAUUGCAGCAGCAAAACAUCCUAAAAUCAGUCUGGCACAGGCAGUUGGGUUUAAAAAACCGGGCGAAGAUGACCUUGAUACCAUCAUUCUAUGUGUUAUACCUAUCCAAGGUCAAAAUAUAACAGAAGGUGAGCUCCGAUCUCAUUGCCAGAGCGAGCUGUUGGAUCACAUGUGGCCGGACCACUAUGUCGUCAUGGAUACGUUCCCUAGGGUGGGGAUCAGGCAGAAGGUAUCCAAAGAAAAACUACUGAAACUUGCCAAGAAAAUUUUGCUGGAUUCCGGGAAACUGCAGGCCAACGAGGUGGAACUAUAA